GCUGUAUCCAUGGCAACCUGCUUGGCAACCAGGAGUCGGUUGGGCUGAGGCCGUGAACUCCCAACUGUCGGAAGGGACCCAGGCUGAGGUGGAGGAGUCUGGUUGGGGCUGUGAUCGUCUCCAGGGCGUUAACUGACGCACCCAGGUGAAGUGAGCACGCAGCCAGCAGGCGGUGGACUGCCAGCUGGGUUUCUGGGAAAUCACAGCUCUUGCUCUUUCAACCCCUCCCCUAUUUCCUGAGCGGAGUCUCCCCGGGCAGGUAUUUUCACUGAGGUCUAUGGACUCCUCCGCGGGGCCUGGGACGCCUUUGCCCAAAUACUGCAGUGUGGCCACGACCCUGAAGGCCCCUGCCUGGGCCGGCACCGCUCCUCCCUGGGACCUCACCUUCACCUGCCCCCUCGCCUGCCGAGCACCCUGGCUGACCCGGCACAGCCUCCUCACCAGAUACGCAUCUUACUACCCGUGUCUCCACAUUACUGACCCAGCAUGGCAGGGGCCUGGCUGGCUGGGAAGAGUUGGAGAGGCUGCUGACACAUGGGUCCUGGCAAGAAGGGAACCAGAUGGCUUUUAUUACAGGGCUCAGAUAAAGGCUGCUCCAGAGUUGGAGAGGCAGGGGGUCCUGCUGGUGGAAUUUGAGGCUCCUCUUGUCACAGGCCCAGAGCUGCCAGCCCAGCGGCAGAGCGUGGUCUUUGAGGAAGAUGUCAUUCAGUUCUCGCCAACCAUGGAAUACUCACUGCAACCUGGGGACAAGGUGCUGGCACCCUGGGGCCCUGACCAACAACGCUAUGGCCCUGGCACUGUUCUCUUGGGCUUGGAGGCAAGAGACCCCCAGAGAGCAUCCCCCAAAGAAGAAGAAAUUACUGUUCACUUCUGGAAUGGCAGGACAGCGCCAGUGCCUCUCAGAGGGGUCCAGUGGGUGCCCCCGGCUGUCUGGAAGAAGGCUAUGGACGGGCUGCACAAGCCUUACACCAGGGAGUACCCCAGGCCCCUCGUCUGGGCCCCUUGCUGCUCUCUGGUGGGGCCGGUUGCUGGAUUGGUCACCAGUGGGCUUCCUUGGAGCCCUCCAUUCCUGUGUGCUCCCUGCUACCCACAUGCCAGCUGUCAGCUGCUGGUCCAGGGCUGCCUCUGCUGCUGCCCCCUGGCUGGACCCACCUGGUGGCCUCUAAUCAGGACCUCAGGGGUCGCAGCCAGAGAACCUCCAGAAACGGAGCUGAAGCCCACAGCCCAGCUUUUGCCCCUGGAGAGUCCUAAGGAGGAAGAAGUGGCAGUGCAGGCUGCCAUGGCUGUUUCCUCCUCCUCCACCGCCUCUUCUGAAGACGAGGAUUUGGAGAAUGAGCUGGAGAUGAGCCCCCCUCAGAGGCUGCUGGUGGACAGCACAGUCAACACGGACCCCAUCCUUCUCGAGAAGUCUCCGAGGAAGCAGGGUGGCCUCUGCCAGCCAGAGUGGAGGUACUGGAGGAGAAACGGGCCUGAGCCGCACCCGGGGAAGCCAGGAAUAAGACUUUGCAGCACCCAGAAAGAUGAGAAGAGCAACAGACAGCAGAGAGAGAAACCUGCUGCAGCGGGGAGUCCCGGAGAGCUGGCCCUGGACGUCACUGGCAUGAAGCCGCUGCAGAUCCUGCCCAAGGAAGCCGAACGCAGAAAACUGAGUCAGGGUGCUGCUGCACAUCAGGGGGGCCAGAACUCCCCCUAGACUAAAAGCCCCACGGAUCAAGGAAGCUAAAGAGUAGAGGUGGAGCUACAGAGUGGCUGACAAGGCACCCUUCAGCAGAAAUGGCAGAGUCAGGGCCACAGAUGACAGUCCAGUGAGCAGCAGCAUCUUCACCUGUCCUGAGGGGCACAGGAGUGAGGUGCCCAGGGCUCCCUGCCAGGGGCCGGGUGAGACCUGCUUGAGGAUGCCUCUUCCACAGAGGCUACAGAACAUGGUUGGCCUGCUUUGGGCAAACGUGUCCACAGCCUCUCUGCUAUCUUUUCAUAAAGCCUCAAUUGUACAAGAGUGACGUUUUGUUUCCCUUCUUAAUGCCAAUAAAAAGGAAUUUUCUUCAUUU
Molecule: messenger RNA, 2048 nt
Organism: Cervus elaphus (red deer)
Lineage: Eukaryota; Metazoa; Chordata; Mammalia; Artiodactyla; Cervidae
Gene: C1H11orf16
Product: chromosome 1 C11orf16 homolog
Exons: 8
Coding region: 278-1693 (471 amino acids)
Source: RefSeq, a predicted model, not a curated record